Molecule: messenger RNA, 1844 nt
Organism: Perognathus longimembris pacificus (Pacific pocket mouse)
Lineage: Eukaryota; Metazoa; Chordata; Mammalia; Rodentia; Heteromyidae
Gene: Slc37a1
Product: solute carrier family 37 member 1
Biological process (GO): glucose-6-phosphate transport; phosphate ion transmembrane transport
Cellular component (GO): endoplasmic reticulum membrane
Molecular function (GO): glucose 6-phosphate:phosphate antiporter activity
Source: RefSeq, a predicted model, not a curated record
CGGGCAGGAAGCGCCCGGGGCGCCCGGCCGGGCGGCGAGCCGCCCCGGGGCGCAGUGUGGCCCCCUGCCGGAGGGACCAGGAGCACCACCCCGCAGAACAGCCCUGCCUUCCCAGCGAGGAGACGUGGAGGGGAACCAACUCCCUGUGUACACAGCGUCCGAUUGUGUGGCUGGAGCUCCCGCGGCGGCGUGGUGACGUAAAUGGCUCGACUCCCCGGCGGCAUCCGCUUCCUUAUCUCUUUCUCCAGGGAUCAGUGGUACAGAGCCUUCAUCUUCGCCCUGACGUUCCUGCUGUACGCCAGCUUUCACUUAUCGCGGAAGCCCAUCAGCAUAGUCAAGGGCGAGCUGCACAAGCCCUGCGCGCCCGAGGACGAGGCGGAGCCCGGGUUCAGCGGCCAAGGCCGCGGCGUCGCGCCCCGGCCUCCCGGCCCGCUCCCCGACAAUGACACCAACUGCGGCUGGGCCCCUUUUGAUAAAAGCAAUUACCAGCAGCUGCUGGGGGCGCUGGACUACGCCUUCCUGUGUGCCUACGCCAUCGGGAUGUACCUGAGCGGCAUCAUCGGGGAGCGGCUGCCGAUUCGCUAUUACCUGACGUUCGGGAUGCUCGCCAGCGGAGGCACCGCCCUGUUCGGGCUCGGGUACUUCUACGACGUCCACAACCUGGCCUUCUACGUGGUGGCUCAGGUCAUCAACGGGCUGGUGCAGACCACAGGCUGGCCCAGUGUCGUCGCCUGCCUCGGCAACUGGUUUGGAAAAGGGAGGCGGGGCCUCAUCAUGGGAGCCUGGAACUCCCACACCUCCGUGGGCAACAUCCUGGGGUCCUUGAUCGCUGGCUACUGGGUGUCCACCUGCUGGGGCCUGUCCUUUGUCGUGCCCGGGGCCAUCGUGGCGGCCAUGGGGAUGGUGUGCUUCCUCUUCCUCAUUGAACACCCUCAGGACAUCCGGUGCUCCGCCACGCCGUCCACGCAUCCCAAGGGCUGUGAGAACGGCGCACACAGACUCAGACUGCAGAAGCAAGUCUCACGCAGCGAAAAGAACAGGCCUCCGGACCCCGAGACGCAGUGUCUGCUACUGUCGGACGGGAAGAUCCCUGUCCCCCCGAGCCACGUGCUCGUCCUCCCGGGGGACGCGGGGGGUGGCGUGGCCGCCAUCAGCUUCACGGGGGCCCUGCGGAUCCCGGGCGUGAUCGAGUUCUCGCUGUGCCUGCUCUUCGCCAAGCUGGUCAGCUACACCUUCCUCUUCUGGCUGCCGCUGUACAUCACCAGCGUGGAUCACCUCGACGCCAGGAAGGCGGGCGAGCUCUCCACGCUGUUCGACGUGGGCGGGAUCUUUGGUGGGAUCCUGGCCGGUGUGAUCGACCGCCUGGAGAAGCGCGCCUCCACCUGCGGCCUCAUGCUGCUGCUCGCCGCCCCCACGCUCUACAUCUUCUCCUCCGUCAGCAAGAUGGGCCUGGAAGCCACCGUAGCCAUGCUGCUCCUGAGCGGCGCGCUGGUCAGCGGGCCCUACGCGCUCAUCACCACCGCCGUCUCCGCAGACCUGGGGACUCAUAAAAGCCUGAAAGGAAACUCCCACGCCCUGUCCACCGUGACGGCCAUCAUCGACGGUACGGGCUCUGUAGGGGCGGCGCUGGGCCCCCUGCUGGCGGGGCUCAUCUCCCCAUCCGGAUGGAGCAACGUCUUCUACAUGCUGAUGUUUGCGGACGCCUGCGCCUUACUGUGUCUGCUUCGCCUGAUCCACAAGGAGCUGAGCUGCCCGGGCCCCGCGGCGGGCGACCAGGCGCUGCUGAAGGAGCACUGAGCGCCGAGCACCGCGUCUGUUCCUCUCGUCCUUCAGGCUGAAGGGGC